Messenger RNA from Rana temporaria (common frog), 4684 nucleotides. It is a transcript of the gene SYNE3, whose product is annotated as spectrin repeat containing nuclear envelope family member 3. Lineage: Eukaryota; Metazoa; Chordata; Amphibia; Anura; Ranidae. Gene Ontology annotation, biological process: nuclear migration. The transcript is spliced from 30 exons. Gene Ontology annotation, cellular component: meiotic nuclear membrane microtubule tethering complex; cytoplasm; nuclear outer membrane. The record is from RefSeq and is a predicted model, not a curated record. Gene Ontology annotation, molecular function: actin filament binding. The coding region runs from base 235 to 4287 and encodes 1350 amino acids.
AUGUGUCAAGUGCCAUCAGACUAGACUGUCCCAGGAGAACCUCAGAGGGUCCCACGCUAGACUGGCCAGCGUAAGAGGUUCAGGAAGCAAACACUCCACCAUGCUUCACGUAGAAGUGUUCUUAAAAUACGUGAAGACGUUCAGGUCACCAGACUCAGCACUGUAAAGUUUCCCGUUUUGUGUUCUUUUCUGCAAAAAUUGUGAGACUUAUAGAGCGUGGCCUUACCUCAUGAAAUGACUCAGUUGCCCCAGGAUGAGUUUGAGACGUGCCUGGAGAAGGCUGAAGCCUGGAUGAAAGAGAUCCACGAGAGGCUGAAGGAGAAUGACAACACGCAGGGCCCCAGAUCGGCCCUGGAAUCCCGCCUCCGGGAGACCGAGAAAAUCUGUGCCCUGGAGCCGGACGGGAAGCUCCUCCUGGAUCUGGUGCUGUCCAAAGCAGAGGCUCUCCUGGAUGACAGCAGCGAUGAUGAAAAGCAUGAGAUUCACGUGAAACUGGGGAAGUUAAAGUCCAUGUUUGAGGAAACCACCACCUACAUGAUGCACUGUCACAGCCGUAUUGAGUGGGUGUGGCUGCAUUGGAACGAGUAUCUCCGAGCGCGGGACGAAUUCGCCUCCUGGGUCCAUGACAUGACGCUGAGGCUGGAGCCGGAUAUGGAGAUGCAGCUGGGCCGGAAGGAGAAGUGUUGGCAGUUCGAACAGGCCCAGGUCCUCCUGAGAGACGUCAUCAACCAUUCCAAACUGCUGGACCGGCUGCUGGAGGAGGCUUCCUCGCUGUACAACCGCAUCGGUGACCCCAGCGUGGACGAGGCGGUACAGAGCGCCAUGGUGAGCGAGUACAAGCAGAUCAAGAAGAAAACUCAGGAGAGGACGAAGCAUCUGGAGAAGAUCUGGAGAGAUCAUGAAGCCUAUGAGAAGGAAGUCAACCUCUUCAAGUCCUGGCUGAACGGGGUCAUAGAGAAGUUGAAGUGCUGUAUCGGGUCAGCGUCAGAAUCCACAGAGACCAGACUGAACAUGCUGCAGGAAAUCGGGCAAGAUGUCGAGAUUGGCAAGAAACAGUUAGAAGUUCUGGAGGAGAAGUCGGCGGAAGUCAUUAAGGACACAUCACCCCUGGGUGCGGAAAAGAUUUCCAGAGAGCUGGAAGAGCUGCGCCGGACUUUGACCGAACUGAAGAUCAUGAAUGACGAAGAAGAAGAGGGAUUUCUGAAGACCUACAACUCAGAGAACGCCUUCUCCCAACUGGCCCAUCAACUGGAGGCCAACAUCAACGAGUUCAGGAAGGCCGUGCAGAGGCUGGAGGAGAGCCUGGAGUGCGGAGAGAAGGUGAAGAGUGAAGAGGAACUCAUAGCGCUUUGGAAAACACUCAACGUCACUAAGUCGGCCCUGGGGGGGUUAGAGGCCAAGGCGGAAAGAGUUAAAGUGCAGUUGAAGGACCUCUUCAAAUUCUCCAAGGACAUCCAACCUCUGUCUGACAGCGUCAUUGCAGCGAUGCGCGAGUACCAACGGGCAAAAAGCAAAGCGUUCAAGCUCAGCACCGACACAGAAUCUGAGCUGCGGCAAUUGUUCCAGAACCCUCUGCGGGAAUUCCUCUACUGGAAACCGAUCGCCGAGAGCGUCCUGGACUCCACCACUGUUGCAGCCAACAAUGGAUCUGGUAAUCCCGACGCCCUGGACCGCAUUGAGAAACUUCUGGAGGAGAGUAGCAUGAUUAAAGAAAGCCUGGCAUCCCUGGUGGUGAAGAAGGACGGUAUGCACAGCGUGCUGGGCGAUGACAGAACCAAACUGCUCCUGAGAGACGUCGCCGCAGCCGAGACGGAGAGAGAGGCGCUACACCACCAUCUUUUGGAGAGGAGGAGUCAACUGCAGAGUCUGGCCGCUCAGAGCGAGGAGUUUGAUUUGGCGUACAAGCUGCUACACCAGAAGCUGUCGGCGCUGCGAGUGAAAUUUGCCAAAGAAAACGAGAGGCAACCGGAUAUCAUCGGAAAAGAGGCACAGCUACAGAGGCUGCAGAUCCUCCUGGAUGAAUUGACAAAACUCCAUUCUCCGAUCAAAGAGUUAAACUCCAAGAUGGACGGAAGUCCGAAUCAUGCCCACCGAGCCAGCAAACUCCUGUCUGAUUACCUGACGUUACAGAGGAAUUUAGAGAACAACAUCCGGAAAACAAAGGAAUACAUCAACAGCCAUUGGAUGUUCAACAACGGCCUUCUGGAUCUGCAGCGCUGGAUGAUGGAGACCCGGCAGGAGCUGGAGGCCGGCAGAGACUGGGGGGAGGGGGAGGUGGAGGCAUUAUUGGAUGAGGUUUCAGAGAAGGAUGUACAGCGCCAUCAGGUGGAGGCUCAGGGUCAGCUGGUGAUCGAAUCCUCCUCUCCAGAGGGAGCCGCUCUCAUCCACACCGAGCUGACACAGCUCCAGGAAUCCUGGGAGUCACUCCGACAUCUCUAUGAGCAAUUAUCCAGAUCACUGAAAGAACGAGCGAAUCAGAGGAGGAGCCCGAGAACCUUCAUUGUCAACCAGACGUCUAAUUAUCUAACUGAUGAAGACCCAGACAGCCCGUCCCAGACUCCGGAGACCGAGGACCUCGGCGGCACCAAUCAGGACAUCUUCCCGAUCGGUGUACAGAAUGACGACGGCCAUAACAGUGAUGCCGGAGGACACCAUGGAGGAUCGUCAGGCUAUGGCACCUCCAUCUUUAUAUCCGGAAUCCCAGAGGAACUCCAUGAUAACUCCACCCAUAAUGAGCGGCCUGCAGGAUCGGGUCACAUGACUCACUCAGACAGAACUGACUCAAAAAUCGUUAGACCGCGUCCUACGAGGGACUCUGACAGUAGCGGUCGCUCAGGACCGGCACACACGACUUUUUCCAUCAGCACUGACUCAAAAAUCGUUAAACCGCGUCCUACGAGGGACUCGGACAGCAGCGGUCGCUCUGGACCGGCACACUCGGCUUUCUCUAUCAGCUCUGACAUCGACGGAUAUUCCAGCAGCUCUUCAUCCAAGACUGACAACAGCGAAACCAGUAGCAGACCCCAGACUGGGCAUACUGGGAAUCCUGGCAGCAAAAACAGCGAAUCCUUCAGAUAUAACAUUACAGAUAAUACCAGCUCCAGCCUUAGUUACUCAGAAGUGGACUCCGUACACAACAAAGGUUCAAGCAGAAUUGUGGGCCCGGCUCUUGGAUCCAGAUCUUCCGAUACGUCUACCAAGAUGCUAAAGAUCUCAACAGACAUGAAUAUAACCAAUGGGAAGUCCCGGUCAGAUAUAAGCAGCUUCUCUAGAAUUCCGCGUCCUACUGGUGCAUCCGGAACUCCUGAUAAGUCAGGCCAGUCUGCGAAAAUCUCAACAGAGAUGAGUGUAGCCAAUGGGAAGGCCAGCGCCAGCCAUGGACACGGAGGAGAACUGAACGUUACAUCAAGUUUCAUGAUAAGUCAGAACAAAACAAAAGGAAAUAGUAGCGCCAGCCAUGGACACGGAGAAGAGCUGAACGUUACAUCAAGUUUCAUGAAAAGUCCGAACAAAACAAAAGUAAAUAGCAGCGCCAGUGAUGGACGCGGAGAAGAGUCGAACUUUACAAAAUCAAGUUUCAUGAUAAGUCCGGACACAACGAAAGGAAAUAGCAGGAUAAACGCUGGAAACAGGCUGAAGGGAGGUGAGAGGAAUUCUCUGCAUACUCGGGGGACAUUGAGAGGGAAACAGAACGUUGUCUCUUUAGCGGAAUCUGUGGACGUUGUGGAUUUUUCUCCGCCACAAAGUAUAGGAGGGAACAAGACAGGUGAUGAUCACACAAAACUCUUGAUGGAUUUUGAGCGCUGGCUGAAGGCGGAGAACGCUAAACUGAAUCGGAUUUGUGUGGAGGAAUCGUCCGGCAACAAUGGAGAGAACACAAGGCAAAGCAGACUGCAGAUGUUGAAGUCUCGGGUCCAUCAGGGCCAGAAGCUAUUUGAAGGUCUCCUUCACUGCCGGCCGGGCAUGUCUGUGACAGAGGACCUCAGAUUCGAAGAUCUGCGAUAUCGCUGGAUGCUCUACAAAUCCAAACUCCGCGAUUCUGAGAACCACGCGAGCCUAAACCUGACCCAUGAGCCCAGGGAUGUCACCAAGAAAUCGGGAGGACUCUGCUCGUUCCUGCACCGCGUCUGUUGUGCUGCUCUACCGCUACAGCUCCUCCUUCUCCUCCUCCUCCUGCUGGCCUUCCUGCUCCCUCUAGUGCAUGAAAGUCAGAACUGCGCUCUGGCCAACAAUUAUGCACGCUCCUUCAACCUGAUGCUCAAGUACGACGGCCCGCCGCCCACAUAGAGACCCGUCGGCUCUCAUUUGGAAUAUACUGUGCCCCCUUUUCAUUUUAUUUUUUUUAUCUUUUCGCUAUGGCAGCUGUUCUUUCAUCUUGUAUAUAAUUGCUGAUUAACCCCUUCACUGCCUGGGCGGUGGCAGGGAGGGAGGGGUGGAGAUUCUCUGCAGUGACUGCAAGGUUUAUUUAAACCUGUAUAUAGCUGUGAUGUAUAUACAAAUAUGCAAUGCCUUUGUUUUAUAUUUUAUACUUUGUAAUGAUAUUUAUACUUUUUACACUAGGCACAUAUACGUUUUAUAACAGUGUAUCUUGUUUGUAUUCUCUGGCUUUGACAAUCACAUCGGACCGUGACAAACGAUUUGGGAUGUGUGGUAUUAAAGGAGAACUCUGACUUUACGACUAAAA